Molecule: messenger RNA, 3833 nt
Organism: Lepisosteus oculatus (spotted gar)
Lineage: Eukaryota; Metazoa; Chordata; Actinopteri; Semionotiformes; Lepisosteidae
Gene: shtn2
Product: shootin 2
Biological process (GO): neuron projection morphogenesis; positive regulation of neuron migration
Cellular component (GO): axonal growth cone; cell leading edge; cytoplasm
Source: RefSeq, a predicted model, not a curated record
UGGCUUAGUUGCUGGCUUUGCAGACUUGAAUUCGGAGCAGUAAUUUCAGUUCCCUGUUCAGAGACUGCAGACUCAGAGAGAGAGAUAGUGCGCUGGAGACGGUGUCCUUCUGAGUGGGCACAACCUACAGCUGUGAGACCCGGAACCCAGAACCCAGCAGAACCCAGGUCAUGUGGAGCUCAGUGUCUCUCUCUACAUUUAUUUCAACAGGUUUCCAAGAAGACAGCAGCAGCUCCUCUGAGAAUGAAGAGGAAAUUCAGUGUGAGGAGUUGCUGCUGGAGAGGGAUGAGGAGGAGCAGAACCUGUCUGAGCUUGAACAUGUGUCCUUGCAGCUGCUGCAGGAGAUCAGUGCCCUGGAGGUGCAGUUUGAGAUUGAACGCUCCUGCAGAGAAACUGCUGAGGACUUUGCUGCUAAGAUUUCGAAGGAGAACAAGAUCCUGAAGAGGCAGAGCCAGGCACUGCUGCCUCUCAUUCCCGAGAUCCCCGAGGAUCUGGAGAGCGUGGCCCUCUCCCCGGAUCCCGACACCGACCCCGACCCUGCCACAGAGUCCCUGCUGCACUGCCAGGCUCAGAUCAGAGAGCUGCAGGGCUCUCUGGCCAGUCUGCUGGGAGACAAGAACCACCUGUCUGCCCAGGUGGAGGCACUGCAGAGGGAGCAGGCCAGGCUCAGGGAGCAGCUGGCAGCGGAGCGAGAGGAGAAGGAGAGCCUUCUGAAGAGACUGAACAAGCAGAGCAAGACCCUGCACAGGCUGAGCCGAGUGUCCCAGCUGGUGUCCCAGGAGCACAGUGAGCUGUCCCAGAGGCUGGAGGUGGAACAGGACCUCAGACAACAUGCAGAGGUCUUUGCUCACCAGAUGCUGGUGAAAAACAAGGAGGCGUCGCGGCAAAGCCUGCUCCUGCUGCAGAGUCCUGAGCCCACGCCACAGCUGCUGCAGGUCCAGAACCAGCUGGCCCAGAUCACCACUAUCCUGGAGGAGCUCCGGCUGCAGCACUGCAGCAAGGUGACGGGGACACAGGCUGCACUGGAGGAGAGCUCCCUGCUCAACGAGCUGCAGGGCGUGAAGGCGCAGCUGGAGGUGUGUGAGGAGGAGAAGAGGAACAUGGAGAGCCAGGUCCACGAAGCUCAACGCACUGUGGCGGAGCUCCGAGAGGCGGUGAACCAGCUCCAGGAAAAGUUGAAACAAGUCGAAUCCUCUCCUCCUGAGACUGACCAAUCACAAGAGGCACCACAAGCUCCUGCCCCUCCUCCUCCUCCUCCUCCGCCCCUCCCUCCUCCAGUCCCUACUGCUGUCGUCAGUCCACUGGAGGCCUUGAGGAACAGGAGGAGGAAUCAGCAGCACAACCCACCAUCAAACACUCAGCAGCCUCUACUGGAUGUGAAGACCCAGGCAGUCAAUGAGAUGAUGGAGCGCAUCAAGAAUGGGAUCGUGCUGAGAUCCAUCUCAAAGUCACACAAGGUCGUGGGAGAGGAGGACAGUGCCUGGAAGGAUCAGAUGAGUGAAAAACGAAAGAGUGUGGUGAAUGAAUUGCAAGGGAUUUUGGGCUCCAUCCAGCGGUCCAAGCUGAAGAGGAUAUCCCGGCGUGCUUGCAGCCGCAAGGUAGGGGAACAGGAGCUGCUGGCCGUGCUGCAGAGGAGGAGGAGGGUGAUGGGAGAGGAGUCGGACUUCACCCCCCAGCCCAAACAACAGGACCUGCAUCCCACGAGCCCAGCAGACAGCACCCUGCCCCCCGCCGGUGAGAACUCCAGUAACCCUGUCCAGCGCCGUCGGAAAACCAACAAAGAGGACAGGGCAUCCCGAAUCCGUGCAUCCGGGUCUGUCUGGAUGGAGAGCUGGGAGAAGCACUGAAGAUAGGAGGUCGACAAAGACCUGCAGAGGGGAGUGACUGCAGCAACAUGUGGACAACUGACCUGAUGCCAUCUCCACCGAUAGAUCAAUUGAUCAACUGUUGCUUUUCUUUUCCAAAACACAGACGUCUUCAGCUCAGGAUGUUAAUCCCAAUGUAAAAUUGAAAUCUGAAAGCAGCCUGGGUCUGUGUAAAGUCAGCUGAGGUGGGCUGUCUGGUGUCUGAUUCUUCUCCACGCCUGGCACCUAUCCCUGACACCCCCAACCCUAGGUCCUGCUUAAAACACACAUUUUAUUCCCUUUGGGAUUUGUUGGUUAACUAAGGCACAAAUUCAGUUUUGGAUCCAAUAUGAUAACUAAUGGAUCAAAUUAGCAAUUUGCUCUGCUUUUAAGUAGCUUCUAAUUAACAGACGGGAGCAUCUCCCCCAAGUGACCUGAUUAUUCCUGUGAGAUUCCAGGGCACAGUGGCAAUGCUGAGUGAUUCAGUGGGUCUCAACUCUGUGAGAACCCUGUCUCUUCUGGUUUUUGCCACAGCUGAGUUAUUAAUCCAGUCUAAUUGAGCUCAGUUUGCACUUUGGGUAUAUUUGCAAAUUUGCUUUCAGCAGUAAUGUUGUAACCAACUGGACCUGUAGCAGGGAAGAAUGCUCACUGUGGGCGUGUCUGACACAGAGUCACUCCCGCUGUGGGUGUGUCUUAUACAGAGGCACUCCCACCGUGGGCGUGUCUGAUAUAGAGUCAGUCCCACUACAGGCGUGUCUGAUUACAAGAUCACUCCCACUGUGGAUGUAUCUGAUACAAUUCAAUUUUAUUCAAAUAAUGCUUAAUUGGCAUGACCAGUGAGUAAAAUCAGUGUCAGUGCCGACGCAGAACAAAUAGAAUUAACAUAUAAAAUCUACAGGCAUUCAUUUACAGACGUUUACAAUUCAAUACAAUGUCACUCCUUGUAUGGGCAUCUGAUACUGUGUCAAUCCCAGCUGUCCCUGUUCAUCAUCUGAUCACCUCACAAUAGCUAUUUAGUACAAGUAGCUGAGGAGAAGCUGUGAAAGUUUUUGUGUGCUGAAGAUGAAACGGGAUGGUUGAAGUCGGGUGUUUUUGACGCUGAGAACUGACCACAAAAACAAGUACAAUACAAAUAUAAGCAAGUGAGCAGACCAGUUCACACUGGGGAUAUAAAACUUAGCUGGAAUGAAAACCAGGAGAUACGGUGCUCCUGCAGGACUAGGGCUCGUGCUAGGGUAUGAGGUGUUGAAUUGAAGGAAUUAGGAAAAAUUAUUGAACAGAAUAAAAUGUACCAGCAUUACGGAGGACAUCAUAUUCAUUUUUCCACUCGGCAAUAUUUUUUCUAUCUCUGUUUACACCAGUAUAAAAGAUAAAGCUGAAUCUAACAGUGUGCCCCCCUCUCGUUGGUAAUAUCUGCCUAGGAUUUCUCAGUCUCUCCUUGUGUGUUAGAUCACAGUUCAGUGGCACACAAGUAAUUUCUUCAAACCACCAAGGAAACUGUGCCAGGAAAAUCAAUAAAAACAAGACUGCUAAAAAAAACUACUGUAUGCGUACUGUGUGUGUUCAGAAAUAAUGUUGAAUGGUUCACUUUAAAAUCGUAUUGAGGUGAUGUUUCAUGAAAAACACUUUGUAACAUACAGAGAUUAUGCUCAUUAAAAUACAAUAAUCGCAAUAAAUGUUUUGAAGUGCAAUUUAAAACGGUAAAUGAACGGUGUUGAUUUAUUAAAAAACGUACACGAUAAUUAAAAGAAACAUAAUCUUCUCUUUAACUGUAUGUAUAUGAGAUUUGUGUGAUAUAAACUGUUAAUUAGGCUCCAGCUACCCGGAGACCCUGUAUUGGAUGAAGCAGCAAGAAAGGGGACGGACGGAAAUUUGUAAUUUAGUAACUGCGUUUUCAGCAGUGGGUUUAUGAGGUUUCCUGCGGAGCGGUCUGUUGAGGGUGCUAUGUAUCCUCCUAACCUGUAGUUGGCAAUAAAGGUUUUACAGUCA